This is a messenger RNA of Exophiala dermatitidis NIH/UT8656, 1707 nucleotides long. RefSeq names its product exopolyphosphatase. The transcript has a single exon. The coding region runs from base 1 to 1707 and encodes 568 amino acids. Gene Ontology annotation, cellular component: cytoplasm. Gene Ontology annotation, molecular function: exopolyphosphatase activity. The record is from RefSeq and is a predicted model, not a curated record. Lineage: Eukaryota; Fungi; Ascomycota; Eurotiomycetes; Chaetothyriales; Herpotrichiellaceae.
AUGGACACGAACAGCCAGGAGGACACGAUGCCGUCAUUGAGAACUUACCUUCAGACGGUUCGGCGGCUAGUCUUUCAGGGAACCACAAGCACGAAACCCGCGUCCGGAAGCGGUGCAAUUUCGCAAAAUGCUGCUGCUGGCCAUGGUCAUGAUGGCAACACUACAACCACAGCCACCGGCACUAGAGGCAACAGGAUCGAAGACAAAUUGGUUCUAGUAAUGGGAAACCCAUCAGCCGAUCUAGACAGUUUUAUUUCAGCGGUUGUUCUGUCGUAUUUUUACAAUUCGAAGCCAUCAGACAGCAGCAAAUCAAAGAGAGACACCAGCACCAGGUAUGUGCCUGUUCUGAAUUUGCCGACCGUCAGGUCCCGCGAUCUAUGGCGUCUUAGACCGGAGUUUGGAGUCGCGCUCCGAUUUGCUUUGGGGGAAGACAGUAGUAGUACUACCAGUACGAAUGCAUUCCACGAUGAACAAGAACAAGAACAAGAACAAGGGCAAGGACAAGGACAAACCAAAGUGGGUGAAUUGGAGGAGCUAAUCACGGUCGCCGAUAUAAAAAGCGAUCCACGGUCGAAGUUAUAUUCUCUAUUUGCGAAUUCGAAAACAUCUUCCGGCAAUUCGUCUUCUCAUGACGACAACAGGGACUACGAUCAUGAGCAACAGCACCAACAACCACUUUUCCUCCUCGACCACAACGCCCCUUCAAUCCCAGGCCUCUCGGACCAAGAUAUCCAGGCCAGAUUCACAGUGACGGGCUGCAUUGACCACCAUGUCGACGAAGGAUAUGUUUCUCAGCAGGCGUCGCCGCGCAUCAUCACCACUGGGAUCGGCAGCUGUACGAGUCUGGUGGUCAAAUAUCUCCGUGACCAGGGGAUGUGGCCUGAAACUACUACUCGUCGUAGCGGUAUGGCCGACUCCAAGUCGGAUUCGAUAAAGCACAUCCAACAAAUCAGCAAGCUCGCCCUGGCCCCGAUUCUGAUCGAUACCUCGAACCUCCGGGCCACGGGGGAUAAAUGCUCCGAUGUGGACAGGGAGGCUGUUGCUUUUUUGAAGGAUAUCAUUGACAAUAAUGACACUCCGGCUCGGAGCCUUGAAUCUGCAAAUGUAGCGCAACAGCAACAGCAACCACAAGCCCGAAAGAAUUGGGACCACGAUGCAUUCUACCAUGCCGUAGCGACUGCAAAGGCCAACUCUCUGAAUCUCCUGACUAUGCAGGAGACGUUUGAUCGGGACUACAAAGCGUGGUGUGAGCCCAUCGGAGCAGCAGGAGGAGGCGACACGUCGUCUACUUCUACUAGCGGUGGUGGUGUCGAUGUCAAUAUCGGCAUUUCGAGUCUGGUCAAGCCGCUCUCAUGGCUGGUCAAGCAUGCAGGCGGCGCGGAGGCGUUUCUGAAUGAAAUCGAGACGUUUGCCACGGCCGAGGAACGCAGAUUGGGCGUGUUUGCCAUGUUGACGCGCGCAGGGAAUCGGAAGGAAGUAGUCGUUUUGACCUUCAACGACAAAUUACGUGGGUUGACUUCAGGCUUUGAAGACAAGGCUGGCAACGAGUUGAGGUUACAAACGUGGGACGAGGACUCUGAGUUGCUCAAGGCUCUGGAAAAUAGGUUCAACUCACAAGGGGAAUACAAGAUUUGGUGGAUGGGGGAUACGAGCAAGAGUCGCAAACAGGUCGGCCCGCUGUUGAGAGAGGCUGUGAGGAAGUUGUGA